CUGAGGAAACUGUUUAAAUCAGGAAGCGGAAGUUCCGGUCCCAGUGUUAGCCACAGAGACAGACAGACGUGCUCCUGGUCCUGGUCCUGAUCUCGGUUCUGGCUCUGUGGGCUGAGGAGGAAGACGCAGCUGCAGCGGCUCCAGGUGAAGAUGGCGUCUGCCUCAGCGGUUGGAGACAGGGAGGUGUUUCUGCUGUUGGAGGAGUACUGCUGCAGGAGGAGGAGGUCAGAGCAGGAACUACAGCCUACUGAGUGUACAGCCCCCCCCUCGCCCCACCCCUUCUCCUCCAUCUUCUCCACCUACGUUCCCUACAUCCAGUUACGAGCUGGAGGUCGUCUGCGCUCCAGUGUGAGCAGAGUUUUCUCUGACAGCUCUGAGGAGGAACACGAUGAAGUCAGUAACCUGAGUACAGUGGUGGACCGGCUGGUGCAGAUCACAGACUCAGCUCCGGUCCCUGAAGUGGUCGUGGAAAACCAGGAUGAGAUCAUUCAGAAGCUAGUGGACCUAAUGAUAACAUUUGGAGACAACAUCAAUGAGAGGAUCAGACAGAGCACCGUCCUCCAGCGGCAGCUCUCUGACUUCACCUAUGACGCCUUUGAGAAGCUGACCUCCAGCGUACAGAACCUGCUGGACCGGACUCGGGCCGCGCCCUCCGAGGACUCGGAGGAGCGGAUCCAGCAGCGGAGGAUCGCCUGGGCCUUCGAGGUGACGAGCCGGCUGUCGGCCACAGGUGUGAUCCAGAGGAGGAGGAUGCUGAGCUUCGGAGAGAGAUACAUCCAACAGCACCACUCUGCCUGGGUGCUGCAGCACGGAGGCUGGGAGGAGGUGUUUGCUGUGGACUGAGCAGCACAGAUCUACAUCUCCUGAGGUGGAUUCAGCGUCUGAGACUGUUCCUCUGUUAACGACACACCUGUCACCUGUGGAGCUUCAGUUACACCUGAGACGACAAAUGAAGACAAGGGAAUCUGCUGCACAUCAAACAACACACUGUUUUAAUGCUUCAGAUGUUACACUGUGUUUCUAUCAGAUUUUAUAUUUCUGCAGCGUACAGAAGCAAAAACACAACGUCACAGAGAGACGAGGAGAAAGGAGCUGAUUCAAUAAAAACACAGAGGUUAGACUGUUUCUCUGCUGAUCUCAGGUCAGAAUCACAGCCACAGUCUUCACAUCAGAUCAAUAAUUUAAGAUCCUAAACUUCACAGCUCAUUUAUUUCUGAAUCAGGUACAAAGUCUGAUUGAUGAGCUGAUUGAUGAGCUCUCAUUUCCUCCACCUUCACCUCAACUCUGAUUCUGUUUCAGCUCCAUCUGAGAAAACUGUCACAGCAGCAAUGAUGCAGGCUGAUUAACUUCAGGACACCAGCUCAUCAAUCAGUCAUCAAUCAGUCAUCAAUCAGUCAUCAAUCAGUCAUCAAUCAGUCAUCAAUCAGAUACAGAUUAAAUCACAUUAAACCCAGACAGAUCAAUAACAAUGAAGCUGUUAAUAAAAUAAUCUUUAAAUGGCA
This is a messenger RNA of Lates calcarifer (barramundi perch), 1502 nucleotides long. RefSeq names its product apoptosis facilitator Bcl-2-like protein 14. Gene Ontology annotation, biological process: regulation of apoptotic process. Lineage: Eukaryota; Metazoa; Chordata; Actinopteri; Centropomidae. The transcript has 7 exons. The record is from RefSeq and is a predicted model, not a curated record. Bases 151 to 843 code for a protein of 230 amino acids.